This is a messenger RNA of Plasmodium inui San Antonio 1, 231 nucleotides long. RefSeq lists its product as hypothetical. Bases 1 to 231 code for a protein of 76 amino acids. The transcript has a single exon. NCBI's taxonomy places the organism in Eukaryota, Apicomplexa, Aconoidasida, Haemosporida, Plasmodiidae. The record is from RefSeq and is a predicted model, not a curated record.
AUGAAAAUGCCAAAUGAAGGAUUCCCCUCAAUUGGAAUACGAUUUAAAGACAGGAUAAGGCGGGGAGGGCAUCUCGGAGAAGUGGGAGGUAAAAUGACCACGGAAAAGGCGAACAACCGACGAGAUAAAAUACACGUAGGAAUAACUAGAGUUGAGGAUAAUCAGGGAAUAAAAGGACUGGUAAUCACAAAACAUCAACAACUUGAGAUGCGAGGAAAUGCCAGAAGCUAA